Messenger RNA from Toxotes jaculatrix (banded archerfish), 6929 nucleotides. Its product is annotated as plectin-like. The record is from RefSeq and is a predicted model, not a curated record. The coding region runs from base 110 to 5551 and encodes 1813 amino acids. NCBI's taxonomy places the organism in Eukaryota, Metazoa, Chordata, Actinopteri, Toxotidae. The transcript has 19 exons. Gene Ontology annotation, molecular function: protein binding.
AGCAGAAGUGGAACUUAGUGGAAGCUCGUCGCUGCAUUGAGAGGAUGAAUCUGCUAUCAGUGGAGCGCAAAAACCAGGUAAAACUCACCCAGUGGGCACAGGCUAACCAAUGGAGGAUCACAUGGCCUCAUCAGAGACGACGGGUACCGGAAGCAGUUCUGUAACCAUGGUAACAGACUCUAUGGGAACUGAUCCGGACCUACGGGUUCUGUGUAAGAGAGUGAACGUCCUGAAGCAGAAAGCAGGUUCAACCAUCCAGACUGACAGCUACCUGAGGAACAGGAUCAGAGAGUUAGAGAGAUCAGAGAGGAGCCUGCUGCUACAGCUCUAUCAGCUAGCCUCUGCCUCUCACCUCCCCAGCAUGCAACACUCCCAGAGGCUGGACCAAAGACUCCACAUGCUCAGGGAGGAAGUCAGGACCAUGACGCAGGAGAAGGUGCGAGGGGAGCAGGUAUGGAGGGAGCGACUGCAGCGCUGUCAAAGGCAGCUGAAGGCCAAAGAGGAGGAGAUGAGUCGCCAGUCGCAGUACUUUGAGAACUUUAAAACCCAACUCCAACACAAGCUCAGUCUGGCCCGGGACAGAGAGCAGAGCCUACAGAACCGGAUCUACACUUUAGAAAAGCAGCUGCUUGACAUGACUGUGAGCGCUGCCACUGGCAUGGCAACUGUCGGUGCAGUAAGAAUUACUGCUGGGACUGUAACACACUGGGCAGAGCAAGAGAGGCUAACUUCUAUGAGAGGAGAGGGUGAAGGAGAAGAGGAGAAGAAGGAGGAGAGGAGGAAGCAAUGGCAGCCAAAUGUGGGAACUGAAAGGGAAGGAGGACGAGAGGGUGAUGAGGGAAAGACAGAGAAAGAAACAGAAGGAGGGAGAAACAAAGAUACAAAACAGAACACAGAUGAUUCCAGGCUGCAAGGCUUCAUCCUGAGCCUGCAGGAGGAUCUCAGGGUGCUGCUGGAAAGAGAGGAAGAUGCGAUGAUGGCACGGAGGGGACUGAUGGAGCAGCUCCAGGAAGCCCAGGAGAGCAGCCACUUCCUGGGCUGCAAAGUGGAGGAGAUGAAGGCAGAGGUGCACCAGCUAAAGCGGUCUGAAAGCUCCCUGAUGGAGGAGGUUGAAGAGCUGAGAGAGGAGAACCACAAACUCCAGCAGAGCCUCAGGGAAGCUGCAAACCAAACACCCAGUCAGUCAUCCACAGUCCCUGAGUUCACAUUCCCGAGUCCCGGGACGAGCUCACCCAGCUGCAGCCCUGCUGUUUGUCCUGGGCCCUCCAACGCUCAAUCAGGGAGCUCGGGAGAGGUCCGGCCAACCUUGAAUGGGGCAACAGACUUGCCAUCUGCAGUUGUGCAUGUUCACCACCAGGAUCCAGCAGAGAGUGCACAGAACAACACGGAGGAUCUCUCAUCAUCUGCCAAAUCAGGUCCGCUGAGCCUCUUUUCUCGCCGUGGCUCCAAACACAACCUCAGCUUCCAGUCACUGUCCUUGACAACAGAGACAAUAGAUGAGUUUAAACUGGGGACGUGGUGCUCCAGAGGGCUCUUAAACUUGGAGGAAAUCCCCAGUGAGGAAUCUGAUGCCCUGAGGGAAGCAUAUAGGAGCUUGAGGUUAGGGGAGGAUCUUGAAGCCCUACAAGAACAACGUGGCCGCCUGGAGGCUGCCCUGCAGCACACACAGGAAGAACUGGAGGUGGUGGCUCGGGAGAAUACUCAGCUGAAAUUACAACUCAGGAAUCAGGUGGAGGAACUAGAAGCAGCACAGGGGUCUUCAAGAGAAAAGUUUGGCACAGGAUCCACCUGUGAUGGAGCUGACCAUCUCCAGUCCUCUCCCACCCAAGAUAACACCAUUGUUGCACGGGAUGAUCUCGUCCAAGCCUUGAAUCAGGAGAACCGGGCCCUGGCGGACCGGAUCCAGGAGCUGCUGGCUCACAUUGAGCUCAGAGAGGAGGAUAUCAAGAUAGGGCAAACGCAGCUGAGGGAGCACGUCUCCAAGUUAGAGGAGGACAGAGCCAGGCUGGAGCAGGAGAACCAGGAGCAAGGGUGUUUGAUCACAGAGCUCACCAGGAAGACUGAGGAUGAUCUCAACACCAUCAUGGAGCUGCAGCAAAAGUUAGAAGAGAGUGGAGAGGGGAACAAUCUAGAAGAAUGUGUGGACAGCUUGGUGGAAAGUGUGCUAAAAGGAGAAGAAAAACCACAGUUGAAGUCCAGUCAGCAACCAGGGGAUUUGAAUAUAGCUUCAGAACCUGGAUCUCAACAUAGUGAUCACCAUGAUUCGUCACAGAACAGCCCACAAAACACUUUGCAAGUUAGUUCAUUGACUGAUCAAGUUUACCACCUAAGCAAGACAGUCCAGAGCCUCAAAACAGAACAAGACGACCUGACAGGCAAUAUACAUUCUCUCAGAGAGCAACAAGGAGAAGUAGCUCUGUCAGUCAAAACACAGACCGAAGAGAAACAGCAGUUAACUCGGGCAGUUUGGGGACUGAAGGAGGAGAAAGACUGCAUCUCUCAGUGUCUGGCUGGUCUCAAACAAGAGAGAGAGCAGCUUACCAGGACAGUCUGUGGGCUGAAAGAUGAGAGAGAUCACUUUAUUAGGUCCAUGAGUGGCCUUAAAGAGGAGAAAGAGCAGCUAACAAAGUCUUUAUCUGGCCUUGAAAGAGAAAAAGAGGCACUGACGCAAUCUCUCUCAAGAGGAAAAGGCGAGAGAGAUCAAAUUAUGCCAUCCCUACAAAGUUUACAGACAGAGAGCGACCAGUUAAGCCAGGCCGUGCUCAAUCUGAAACACGAGAGAGACGAACUAAACAUUUCCCUUAAGUGUCUGAAAGAACAGAGAGACCGGGAGCAAUCAUCUUACACUUUACAAGGCGACGGUGACAAGUUGAUAAAGUCAGUUAGCACUUUGAGAGGAGAAAAGGAGAAAAUUGAACAUUCAAUCACUUGUUUGAAACAGGAGGAAAAGCAGAUAAUGCUCAUAAUUCAGGGCCUAAGAGAGGAAACAAACAACAUCCAGUCUGCCCUCCCCAGCCAAAUACAAACAGGGGACAAGAAUCAGAGGCAGCAUUUAUUGAAUCCAAACAGCGCUGGCAAUACAAAGGAAACGGAGACUCUUGUUGGAACGGGAGAUUAUUCUGCACAAAGAUGUCAGACUUAUAACUACAAGGAAAACUCAAUACAGCAGGAGCAAACUGAUUUGAUGACGGAAAUCGAAGCAUUGGGAGCACAACUGAAAAGAUCACGAGAGGAACUGGACAAGAGCCAUGAAGAAACAAAGAAGUUGCACAGUGAAUUGUGUCAGUCAGAUGCCAGGAGGCAGGAGGCAGAGAGGAAGGCAGCUCAAGCAGCCGAAAAGGUGAUGAGACUGACAGAUGUAACCAGUGAGAUGGAAGAAACCAGGAGGGAAAAUGAGAGUCUCAACACCCAGGUGAAGGAGCUGCAGAGCAAACUGACAGGCCUGGUUAGGGAAAAGACUGAUGCUCUGUCACUAAAGACACAGACAGAGGAGCAAUACAACAUCCUCACAGCUCAGCUCAAAGCUAAGACGGUGGCUCUUCAGGAGCUGAACUCCGAGUAUAUCUCUCUAAAACGAGGUCAGGGCUGCAAGGAUGAUCUGAGCACUGUUCUCAUGUCACUCCGGACACGCUACAACGACAUCAGAGCUAAGUAUGAUGCGCUCCUGAAAAAGAAGAGCCAGACAGAUCUGGAUUUAGCUCCCCUGAAGGCCAAGCUGUCGUGCCUGGUGGUCAAGUGUCAGGAGAGAAACAACUUCUUGGUUCAGAUGAUGAAAACCAUGCACAGACAAGGGUGCUUGGACUCCACACUCAAACAGCAGGUCGAGCAGCUGCUCAGUGACGCUGCUUUGCAGGACUACACUGCAGCGUUCACACCAGGAAGCAUCGUGAAGACUGGGGAUUACAGCGCUGGGUUUGCACCAAGAUUUAUUUCCAAAUUUCAAGACUACACCAGUGGAUUCAUACCUGAUCAGACGUGCCCUGCUGCAUUCACACCUGCAAACGAGCAACACCGAAAUGGUUUCAUGGCUGAAUCUGGAGUAAAAUGCAGAGACUCGAACAGUGAGAAACAUGUUCCGAUAUCCACUGCUGAAUCUUCAGCAAAUCUUCGAGACUGCAGUAGUGUAGUCACACCUGUAGCAACAGAAACACAGAAGAAAAAUGCCAACUCACCUGUGCCAACAGCACUAGUGCAAGAGAGCGCCAGUGUCGAAGCAACACCUGAGAGCGUGAUCACCAAUGAGGCACAGCUGUCUCCCUCUGCCACUGGACCAAUCCAAGCAGCCAGUGGUCCAGAGAAAUUUGGAGUUCACCAUCCAGACAUGCGUGCAAAGUCCUCCACAGAUCUGACCAGUUCGAGGGGAUCCUCACCGAGUCGUGCUCCUCCCUCCUUCAGCACACAUGUCAGUCCAAGCAGGAGGCUGAGCAGUCCUGAGAAGAUCAUCAGCCUGCAUGAGCAACUGCAGAAGACUCUGAUGAGCAGCUUUCAGGCUCCAGGGAACAGAGGAAGAGGACAGGAGCCCAGGAAAAGUCUCUCAUUUUCAGCUCCUGGAGACUUGAAUCCGGCCUCUCAGACAAACAAGCAGAGCCUCAGUUUCAAUAAACCACAUUGCAGCUCUCUCCCAGUCACUGCUGCUUCAAGCCAAGCCAAGGACACUCCCGUAGUUACAACUGAACCUGCUGCCACUAAUAAGCCAGCAACACUUUUUAAUGCAGUUGCCUCUAGAUCUGCUAAUGUUGCGCUCAGCCCCAACAUCUUUACUUACCAUCAUUUUAAAGCAGACAAAUCUAAAACUACAACAUCUGCUUGUUCUAGGUCAUCUACUAAUUCCCUUUUUGCUGCUAUGGCACCUGACAAAGCCAAAUCCACCUCAAACAGUGGCACUGAGAUAACAACAUCCCCAAAACUGUCACAGAAAGUCACUGCUAUCCCUAACGUACCUGAUGCAACACAUAGAGCUUCAACUCCUGUAACUCUGAGGACCACUACGUUUGACUCUGAUGUCUUAAUAAGUUCUGACACUAAUCCAAAAACCACUGCCUCAGACAUGACUGCUCCUGGCCAAUCAACUGCCCCCAAAUUUAAUAUUUCUUAUGGUGCUGCCCCUGCAUGUGAUGGACUUCCAUUCGCUGCAUCCGGGACUCAAUCCGCUCGUUGCUCUCCCGAGAGGUCCAUCACGUCUAUCAGAAAGUCCACUGCUGCUCCAGAUAAGACAAAGGCAGCAAGACCCAGACCAGCGGCACCAGCAGAGGUGCGCUCCGUUGAGGUCAUCAAAACAGUGGGCCAGAGCAGCCUCAUGAUUGGCUGGGAGAGGCCACCACUCGACGAGCUGGGCUGCAGCAACGGCACGUUUGUCUACGGAUACAGGGUGUUCAUAGACGGGGACUUCCACAAAUCUGUCAUGAGCUCGGCAUGCACCAAGUGUGUUGUGGAAAAUGUCGACCUGAGCGUCCCGGUCCAUAUCAGUGUCCAAACACUGGGAUCUAAUGGUCUGAUUUCAAACAGUGUCCACACCACCUACAGGACCUCAGUCAGGACAGACCAACACUGAGUGACUGACUACAACAUCUCACACACUGGUUUAGAUCAACAAGUAAGGCUGUGUCUCUGUACAAUUACAACAACUUCUCAGUGAACACCUUCCUCACCGGGGGCCGAGCUGUGAAUGUGCACAGCCAUCUAUAGCUGCAGCCCUCAGAGGGACUGUCCUAACCUCCACCUCAGCGGAGACGCUGUCACACUGCUGGGAUACCCUCUCCAUGUGAGGCUCAGGUCAACCAAUCAGAAAAACUCACCUCACAUGGUCCUUUACAUAUGAGCAUACAAUGACCUGCGACCAGCCACUAAACCUCAAAAUGAUUAACUGAAGAUGUCAAACAAAAUAUUGCAUAAGAUUCCUGCCUCUGCGCUGAGAGUUAAUCUGCAUGUGGAAGCAGGUGAAGACUAACUCCGUCCAUCUGUUGGAAGAACUUCCUGUUUCAGAGUCCCGCCCACAGGAUUCACCUUGUGAAUGGAAUGGACGUUGUCGCUGCCAGGUGAAAGGGCAGAGCGGCUGCCAAUCAAACGUCCUGAAGUCCUGAAAAACUGCUAAAAGCAAAAACAUUUAUGAAGCCAAGCUCAAUCACGCGGUCAAAAGCUGCCUGUGACACCUAUAUUUACUAACCAUGGAGGGACAUCUGCAUCUGCUGCACACUUUUACACUGUGUUAAACUCUGUCGGAUCAUGUGUCAUAGAGCUUCAUCUAAGAUCCACACUGCUGCCUCUCUGGACUCUGUGAUGUGAACAGCUGGCUGAAGGGACAUUUACUGUAUGAAAAGUCUUUUUAAAAAGCAACACUUACUGUAUAAUGUGCCGACACAACAUUGUACCCGAAGGUCAUCUUACUUGAUUUUUACACAUGAAGCCAAAUAUGAGAAAAGACGAUUAGCUCCAAAGACUUAUCUGUUUCCUUCUCCUCAUAGGUCUACAGGAUUUCUUUAAACACAGAAGCCAGAUGUUAUUUUAGUUCUAAAAUUUGCACACAAUCAUUAAUUAAAAAAAAGAGAGUACCACUGAUAUUUUUUGUAGAGAAUAUUAUAAAAAAUAUGCCAAUGGUGUAUACAAAAUUAUACCCACAUAUGUUUUUUUUGUAUGAGUGACACUUUGUUUUUCAUACCUAAUCGAUGUCAUGUUUGCACGCUCACACUGAUUUUUCUUUUAUACAAAGUUCACAACACACGCGUGAUGUUCUUUUGCUACUUACUGUAUGUAUGAGUGUGGAGUGACCAUGGUGCAGCAAAUGUAUUUUUCUAUCAGUAAUUGAUAAUAUUGAUUUCCCAUUGAUUCCUUACAACUGUACAGAGAAUAAAUGUUUAUAUGAUAUUAACUGUCACUAGAGUGUCUCUGUAUGUGUUAAUUUAAGUUUAUUAUUUUUCAUGGCAUACCGUGUA